AAAUGUUAAAGAGAAGAGAGUUCAGGAGGGGCAAUUAUGAUACUUUUAAAUGUUCUUGACUGGGAUAUAAACUGUUAUAAAAUAACUAAUAAAGCAAAAAUGUUACAAUAUUAUUAAUGACUUUAAGAUAAAAAGCAAUACUGAUAAUAAAUCCCUUAUAAACAAAAUGCUAAGUAGCACACUUUAUUAUUUUGCCAUUUGCUAUAAACGUGUGUGACAGAUAUUUUGGGCUACUGAAGGGCGAGUUUUGGAUUGACUUUGGGCUGGAUAUUUUUUGUUAGACCUGGCAACCCUGACAAAAUCCUGUGAAGUUUUCAUUGGUCACUGAUGCGAUGCCAGAAGUAAAAGCUGGGUUCCGUUCCAAUAAGCGUGUAUAUGCCCUAACUAGGACACUCACGUAGUGCGUAUUAAUCCUGGCUUGUACAACAAGCUAUACAUGCGACACAAUUCUGCAGACAAAUAGACACUGCGGACUAUUCUAGCCAUAUUCCACAAUAGAGCAGUCUCUUCUUUAGCUAAGCUACUUGUUUUCUAUUUUGAAAGCCUAGUUAGCUCAAGUCUUCUAGUUAGGGCCCGAGUAAUCAUAUUGGUCUACAGCCUACAGACUUUGAUAGCUGGAAACAAAUGCGGAGCUGUCCGGCAUGACAGUAAAUGGCUUCUUUAACAGAAACUAUUAUUUAAAACGUCCUAAUGAAACACUACGUUGACUGCAGGAUGGGAGAAGAUGGGCUCAUACCGCGGUUAAGUAAUGUUAAUGUGAAGGCUUUGUUGGGAAUCCUGGCAGGAGCUGGAGCCUCGUAUGGGCUUUACAAGCUGUUACGCGGGCGCGGAGGAGAUGCGGAGAUAAACAAAGCGAAGCCCAGAAAAAAUAACAUUACUGCUGUACAGCCGGGGAGCCUGAUGGCCAAAGUGUCUGGAUUUAAUGUCGUUAGCAGGAAAGACGGAGGGAAUCUGACCGCAGAAGUCUCAUCAAGUGAAAUUCUCUCAAAGUCUCCUGGGAGUCUGGAGCCAAGGCACCUCAGCAUGCUCCUUUCUCUUCUCCAGAGCAGCCCAAACCCAGCAGAGAGGCGAGAGGUUCUCAAAACAUUAGGAAACGCUUCUGCCUUUACAGUAAACCAGGACCUUCUCCGAGAAUUUGGAGGCCUUCACAUCAUAGCUGGCUUCCUCUCAGACCCUGUGCCUGAUGUUAGAGUGCAGACUCUGAAUGCCUUGAAUAACCUGAGCAUGAAUAUACGCAAUCAGGAGCAACUGAAGGUGUAUGUUCCGUCAGUGGUGCAGUUGAUUGAGAUGUCCCCUGUGAAUUCGGAUCUUCAGCUGGCAGGACUGAGGCUGCUGACGAAUUUGACUGUCACAGAUGACAAUCAGCAUUUAAUGAAAAACUCCAUUACCCUCCUCUUGUCUCUCCUUGUAGUGAGCAAUGAACUCCUACAGGUCCAGGCUUUGAAGGUUUUAGUGAAUUUGUCAUCCAAUCCAGAUAUGAUGGAUGACAUUGUUCAAACCCAGGCUCCAGCCUCCCUGGUACUUCUCUUUGAUGGCUGUACAAAUACAGAAGUUCUUCUUCGCUUGCUGUUUUUUGCGGGGAACCUACGGGCCUGGAGACCAUCUGCGCAGGUGGCUGAAGCUCUCAGGAGGCAGCAAGACUCUCUGUAUUGUGUGCUGCUGGACAGCUCCUCACAGUUCCACAGCAGGCUCCCUCUUCUUCUCACCCACCCAGAUGAGGAGAUUAAAGCUCAGGUGGCACGGCUUCUCACCUAGCCUCUGAACGCGGCUUCACUUAGCCUUCAACUGCCAAAACCUUAUGAAGUCUCCUGCCUGACCAGUGCUUUGGCACAGUUUGUUUUAUAGUUUUGUUAGGUAUAAAUUAUGGAGACUUGUAUUUUGUUUAAAAAAAAAAGCUGGACAUCAAAUAAUAGGUCUAUUUGUGAAAUUUUGAUGUUUGGGCAGAUUUGUGCUGUAAACUUGCACUGAUGCAGGGAAGUAGCUUUAGCAUUGGUUAGCGAAAGGGUUUUGUUACAUCUGGAAUAUUUUAUUGCAUUAAAAUAGACGGGAACUUCAACUCAUGCAGGCUUCUUACAGAGGGUGGUGUCUGCUUGAAGGUUUUCCUUCUCCUUCUCUGACGUUCAUGUUCUCACUGCCAAACCCUUUUCUAGUCAGGUGAAUGAAUGUCUCCCUGUUGCAGAAGCCCAGUGUUACACAAAGUGCUUUCUUUAACUUAUCUUCAGUGACUAAAGAAAGGACUAGUGUGUGUGGUUGCUAAUGUUUGCCUUGCUUUUGUGAACUUUUGAAGAAUUAAUGGACGAUGAAUGCAUGUUUUUUUUUUUUUUUUACAGUGAAAGUACUGGACAGCUCUCCAGUGCUGUAACAGGUCUGCAUGUUGUGAGAAGUGUUUGGGACAUGCCUUUAAAUCUCAGCUGCUGAUUUUAAUUCUUAAUGCAUAACCAGAGUCUUUAUAAAGCAAAAUGUAUAAUGGAGGGUCCGUUUGGUCCUUUUGUUUUUCUGCAAAUGGAUCCCAAAUAGAAUUGUUCAUAAAUCAAAUGCCAUGAUCAAAUGUGAAAAUUUGUAUGUGUUGCAGUCGUAAGCAUUGCACCUCAUUGAUUAUACUGUUCUGUCACGCUAGGAAAUGACAUUUUGCAGUCUAGUGUAACAUGACGGUACACUUGUUGCCACUGCUAUUGAAGGUUUAUGCUCUCAGACAGAAGUUGCUUGCCUUUAUGAAAAAUAACUGACAUCAAAUUUUGAAAUGCUUGUUGCAUAUAUCUGUUUUAAUUUAUUUGUAUUAAACUGUGAAAUAAAUUUAUUUUGAGUUAUUUUGGAUAAAAAUGUUUUAAUGUC
Messenger RNA from Astyanax mexicanus (Mexican tetra), 2832 nucleotides. It is a transcript of the gene armc10, whose product is annotated as armadillo repeat containing 10. Lineage: Eukaryota; Metazoa; Chordata; Actinopteri; Characiformes; Acestrorhamphidae. The record is from RefSeq and is a predicted model, not a curated record. The transcript is spliced from 6 exons. The coding region runs from base 691 to 1755 and encodes 354 amino acids. Gene Ontology annotation, cellular component: mitochondrion.